GAGAGCGAGAGAGGGAGCAAACGGGAGACGGUUCUAUGAACACCACAACUUUUCAUGUGAGUGGACCGAACCGGGCCGAGUCAGGAUCGCGCUACUCCCGCAGGUUCACAUCCCACCCCUCGCCUCAUGUGAACAACGGCAUUCGGUUCGAUCCGCGACCCGCCAUUUGACCCGUUUCUGGCAGGAAAGAGCGGCUUGUGUGUCAAUUGUUUGUGGGCAGCUAAGGACUCCAGCACACACGCACCCUGGCACUUGCAUUUUGAAAAUGUUGAUCUACUAACCACAUACUGGGUUAAAUGACUGAGUGACAGAUUGCAUGGACCAGACUGAACAUGAAGAGCCUCAAAGCCAAGUUUCGAAAAACUGAUGUCAACGAGUGGAACAAGAAUGACGAGCGCUUGCUUGCUGCCGUGGAACACGGCGAGGUGGACAAGUUGGCAUCGCUGCUUGCCAAGAAAGGCGCCAGUGCUGUGAAGCUUGACAGCGAGGGAAAAUCAGCUCUUCACGUCGCUGCGUCUCGUGGGCAGAUCGAGUGUCUCAGCGUGCUGCUAUCUCACGGUGCCGACUGGUCCGUCCCAGAUGCUGCAGGUUUAGGUCCGUUACACCUGGCUGCCAAAAACAACCACGUGGAGUGUUGCAGGAAGUUAAUCCAGAGCAAAUGUCCUGUGGAUUGCGUGGACGGUUCAGGAAAGACGGCCUUACAUCAUGCCGCGGCUGGUGGGAAGAUCCAGGCGGUCCAACUCCUCUGUGAACUCAAAAGUCCCAUCAACCUCAGAGAUGCAGACGGACUCACGCCGCUGCUGCUGUCAGCCAAACACGGUCACGCCGACGUGUGCUGCACUUUACUGGACCUUGGUGCUGAACUCCACAUUCCAGACAACAACUGCAGAACUGCCUUGAUGCUCGCUGCAGAGUGUGGUUCUGUGUCUGUGGUUGAUGCGUUGGUUCAGCGAGGAGCCGACUUGACAGCUCUGGACUCUCAAGGUCACGAUGUUCUGCACUUCUCCAAACUGGGCGGAAACUCUGAGGUCAACGCAAGUCUCACUGUGGCACUGAAUAGACAGGCGAGCUCAGGUACCAAGUCUCCCAAAAGUCCUCUGCAUGAUCAAGUAGCUAAACUAAGCGAUGAGCGGCUCACAACUCCUAAAAAACGAAAAGCCCCUCCACCUCCCAUUAGCCCACCGCAGAACUCUGGCCCAAACUCUCCUGCAGCGGUCAACUCUACUGGGACUCCAACGUCCAACAAGAGCGACACCCAAAAACCAUUCAACUACAAGCAGGAGGAUGAGGUGGGAGAUGAGUAUGAGAAGCGACAGCAGGAGAGGAACAUGCUGCUGGCCGGUGAGGACAUGAAGCAGACGGUGGAACCGACGGUGACGGGUCCGGAGCUGGACGUGAAGGUGGAGCGAGCAGGAGCUGCACACGCUGCUCUGCAGGCCAAGAUCGCAGAGCUCACUCAGGAGAACCGACAGCUGAGCAGCAUGUUCAAGAAACAUCUGCAGCUUCAAGGAAAAGAAUGUUCAAAUGAUGAUCACAUGAACUCCAACGCCUCCUUCCACUCCGUCCAAGAUGAGUUGGCGACCCCGACAUGCCCAUCCUACCUGGCAGGGAAUAAUAGCGCAGCCACCAUGUCAGAUCUAGGAGAGGCAGAAGAGAGUGAGCUAGGAAGAGCAGGGGGCUGGGAGGAGAUUAGGCUGCUGAGACAAGCACUGGAGAGUGUUCAGAUGAAGCUGCUGGAGUCCAGGAAGGAGAAUCGAUCUCUUCAGGCUCAACUGAAACCAGAGCAAGGAGCAGGUGGGGAGGAUGAAAGUGGGAGGGUGAAAGGUAGAGAGGAGGAGUUGAUGGAGAGCCUUGCUGAACUGCAAGCCAAACUGACAGACACUCAGGAGCGAUACCACCAGGCUCUGGAGGAGGUGGAGGGGCUGAGAGCACAGAUGGGAGGAGAAGGAGAGCCCACUGAGAGACAGGAGGAGAAGAGAGGCAUGUUGGAGGAGGAGCUGAGACGCCUGAAAACCCGGCUGGCUCAGUUUGGGUUGGAACAGGAGCAAGCAGCUCAGCAGAUCAGACUUCUGCAGGAGGAGAGGCGACGGCUGAAGGAGGAGGAGCAGCGAUCGAGUCAGGUGGAGGAGCUGUACAAGGAGGCGCAGGAGGAGAUCAGGAUGCUGCAGGAAGCUCUGCAAGGAACAGUUCCCGUGGAGGCUGCGGCCAAAGACUUUGAGGAAAUGAAGGCAGAACUCAGCGAGGUCAACUCCGGACUGCAGCGCCGCCUGCUGGAACUCUCACACUCCUACAGUGAAGCCAAAAAUCAGCUCAGCACUGCACAGAAACAGCUGGCUGAGGCGCAGGCUGACACCAGUGGCUCGUCGUCGCCAUCUUCAGGACAACAAGCUGAUGCGCUGAAGCUCAGACUGGAGGAGCUGCAGGCGCUGCUGGCUGAAGCAGAGAAGAAGAACUCAGCGGCGCAGCAGGAGAUCUCUCAGCUGAGGCAGGAGGCCGAGGCUCAGGCGCAGAACAGCAUCGCCCUUGCAGACCACUUGCAGGUCAUGUCGUCUCUGGGGAACGCCAUCAAAGAGCUGGAGAGCCAGGUGGAGGCUCUGACGGAGCAGCUGCAGCAGAAGACUCUACAAGUGGAAUCUCUGCAGAAGAAGUUACCGGUGGAGAGUGAAGUCAACUCAGAGGAGUCCGUCUCCAGCGCUGAUCACAUGACCAUGAGGCAGCAGCUGGAGAGCGAGGUGAAUGAUGUGACGCAGCUCCUACAGGAGGCGCUCCGGAAGCAGGACGACAUGGCUCUGGAGGCGGCCGGAGCCUGGCAGAAGGCGCGCGAGAGUCGCGCAGAGUGUGAAGCCCUGCAGGAGGUGGUGAAGACGACUGAGGACAAGAACCAGAGUCUGACCUCCAGACUGGCUGAGUCCCAGGAUGCCGUCUGUCAACUGAAGCAGGUGGUGGAGAAUCACGUCGCCUCCGAGCGAGAGAAGAACAAGAGGAUCGACGACCUGUCCCGGGAAGUAGGGAAGCUGAAGGACGCCUUGAACAGCCUCUCGCAGCUCUCCUACUCGUCCAGCUCGCCCUCCAAGAGGCAACAGCAGAGUCAGCAGCUGGAGACGCUGCAGCAGCAGGUCAAACAGCUGCAGUACCAACUGGCGGAAUCAAAGAAACAGCAUCAUGAGAUCGUGUCGGUCUACAGGAUGCACCUGCUCUAUGCCGUUCAGGGCCAAAUGGAUGAGGACGUCCAGAAGGCCUUAAAGCAGAUCCUGAUGAUGUGCAAGAUGCCAAGUCCAACUAAGGAGGCCUGUUGACUCGUGCCGCUGCUCUACCUUCAAGUAACAGCUGCUGCUGCAACAUCCAGAUUGCCAUGCUUAAGUCUGGUGCAGCUGAAGUUCAUCACUGUUUCAAAGUGCUUCAGCCCAGCAAGCCAGCAACCUCAGUCAACAUAAUAACUGAGUACUACCAAGAGCAGUGACCUUAACUGACCUGUUGCGGGUCAAACAUCCACGCCAUGCAGCCCAGCGGCCUCAAUUUUUAACGGUGCGCACAGGUGUUGUACACUUCUUCUGGUUUUCAUGAAGAAACAGCAAACUUGAUGUGAUAAUGUGAACAGGGGAGACAGCAAAAAAAAGAAUGGAACGUAGCCAAGUGAUCGAGAGGCAGAGGGGAACAUUUUGUCAUUUACAGUGUUGGUGACUGUAAAAACGCUAGUUUUUAAUCAUGAGGAGCAAAUCUCUCUCCAAUCCAAGCCGUCCUGACGCGGUCCGUCUCUUCAUAUGUCCGGCCAGAAAGUGCGACCUGAGUUCCGCGAGCAACAACUUUCUGGGUUUUUCCAUGAAAGACAUGGAAAAAAAACAUCAUGUUCAUGUCCACCUCCGCGAUGUGCUAUCCAUUGGUUUUGAUGUGUUUUAAUACGUUUGAACACGUGACGUUUUAUCUUUAAAAAGACAUUUUUUUUGUGAUGUGCAGAUGGGCAGAAACCCUGCAGCAGGUGGAUGGAAUCAAAGAAACCGUGUGAAAGUGAUGCGUAUGAGUGAAGUGGAUAGAUGCUACACAUUCUGCAGCACAUAAUAAAAACGAAAUAAUGCAUAUGUAGUUCAUACCAAUGCCCUGUGCAAUGCGCACGUGUCUAUUACUGUGAAAGGAAUAAGGAAUUCCUCCACAUAGUUAAUGUCACUCUCACUAAGGUCACUUCGAAAUGUGCUGUGCUGCACAACACAGCGUGUCCCCAUGUGUGACUCUGAGGAUGUGUACGAGGAGACGUUCUGACUUAUUCACAAGUUGCUUCAAUGAUGUCCAUCAGGUCACUUUGGAUGUCCCGCAUCUCCUCAGUUACAACGGCGAUGGAAGAGAGCCUCUAUGCAGAAAGGCAUAAAGCAAAAUAUUGUUUGACUUUGGAUAAGUUGUGGUGAACGGCGUCUCAAAGGUACAUUUUACGUUUGAAAUUUGAAAGUUUGUUUCCCCUCUGUCUCCGUUCCAUGACAGUGGUGUGCCGUAUAGCCAAGUGGGGUGUUCCAUGACCUUAUAUGGGCGUAAUCUGGGCAAAGUAAAACGCGUUCUUGUGUACGACAGGCUUCAGGAUAGGUUGUGAUUUAUAAACCGAAACAGACAGAGGACGUGUGUACAAACGCUUUUAUAAAUCUGGAAGUUUUAGUGUGCAGGCCAACGGUAGAGUGCUUUCCUUGGCACAGUUUUAUAAAUGAGGCCUCAGGUGCGCUGGCACGGCAGUUUCAAAGUCUAUUUUGAGAGACGACUAUUUCAUUCACUCUCCGACUGUUAAAAAGUUUUCCACUUUAAAUUAUUUGUGUCCUUGCUACCGUGCAUGCAACCUUUUCUAAACCCAAAUAUUGGUGUCAGUGAAGACCAAGCAUGCUGGCGUUUCUCUGGUUUUGUAGCACAGGUGUGGUUUACUCAAUUGUUUUCAUUUAAAGGCUGUUUGGCCUUAUUCUUAAAAUCUUUUCAUCUUAGAGUACAAAGGAGCACAACUUGUUUUAAUCGUGUGCCAAGUUUCUUAAUUCAUGUGAGCGGAUGGAAAUAUUUGUCUUUAAAGGAAGGCAGGAAUAAAAGGACAGUUAUGAAAGAACACUCUGAAAACAUCCUGCACUAUUAAAUUAUUUUUGUUACGUUUUUUUUUUUUUUUUUUCACGAAACCAACUUGUUCUUGUGCCUCUGUCACACACGCUGUGGCGAGUCCAGCUGCAGCAGCACUUGUCUGAUGUCAUCUGAACCAACUUGCCAAGUUGCACCAGGAGUCCAAACCACUUCCACCUUGCCUUUGUGCUGACCAGGAGCCGCUCGCUCAGGUCUCAUGGUCUCUGAACUAAAUCUGUUUCUUGUCUGUUACUCAGGAUGUUUUGGCUCUGGUUGUUGGUAAAUUAGACGGUUUGCAUGUUCCGUUUCAUAUUUUGGAGAACGCAGAUAUGACUUUGUGCCAUGACUGAAAGAACUUUGUACUGUGAAAGGAAACGACACCUUUCAGUUUUGUACUAAUUUAAAGUUGCUUGUUCGAUUUGUCCACAGGAAUAAACAUUUUAAAUAG
Messenger RNA from Synchiropus splendidus (mandarinfish), 5524 nucleotides. RefSeq names its product retinoic acid induced 14 (gene rai14). The transcript has 22 exons. Gene Ontology annotation, molecular function: actin binding. The coding region runs from base 333 to 3296 and encodes 987 amino acids. The record is from RefSeq and is a predicted model, not a curated record. Lineage: Eukaryota; Metazoa; Chordata; Actinopteri; Syngnathiformes; Callionymidae.